GUAAAUUUAAAUUACAAAUCAAGGGUAAAUCUAAAUUAUAAAGGAUAGGGGGAGGGAAAAUUUAACUCUUUUACGUUUAGGAAAACCCCACCUGAAAAAAACUCCACAAACAGAUUAAAAAUCUCACCUAUAGUCCAUUUUUCAACUUAACUGAGUCUCAAGAAACAAUCUUUUAACCUUUUUUUUUUCCUUUCAAGAAUUCACCUUUUAGGGAAAAAAAAACUCCAAAAACAGAUUAAAAAUCUCACCCUUAGUCCAUGUUUCAACUUAAUUGAGUCUCAAGAUACAAUCUUUUAACCUUUUUUUUUCUUUCAAGAAUUCACCUUUUAGGAAAAAAAACUCCAAAACAGAUUAGAAAUCCCACUUUUUUUUUCAAUAUUUUUCAGUUUACUAGCUCACAAAAAUAUUCAAGAACAAGUGGAGAAAAAGAUGUCAUUUAUAUUAGGGGUUGUAAUUGGAAUAGUAUUUGGAGUUGGUAUAAUAGUUGCUUUUGUUAAAUCUGAAAAUGGUCGAGCCAAACAACGUAUUGAUCUGUUAUUUUGUAGAAGGAGAGCUUUGGCCUAACUGAUAAAGUUGCUGCAUGUGACCUCUUCGAGUCCUAUAAAUAGCCUUUUGUAGAAAUGCAAGGCUAGUGGAAUUGCUGCAUUUGCUAGGAUGAAAGUGGAUGAUUCAAGAAAGAUCUUCACACCUGAACAAUACCCUUCUUGGGUUGUUUUCUCAAAUCAACAAAAGUUGACGUGGCUAAAUUCUCAUCUUGAAAAGCUCUGGCCAUAUGUGGAUGAGGCAGCGUCAGAACUAGUAAGGUCAAGUGUGGAGCCAAUUUUGGAACAAUAUAGGCCCGUAAUUUUGGCGUCGUUGAAAUUUUCAAAGUUCACUCUUGGUACAGUUGCUCCACAAUUCACAGGGAUUUCUAUUAUUGAAGAUGGAAGUGAGGGUAUUACUAUGGAACUAGAGAUGCAAUGGGAUGGGAACCCGAGCAUAAUACUCGAUAUCAAGACUUAUGUUGGUGUAGCAUUACCAGUGCAGGUGAAAAACAUCGGCUUUACCGGUAUUUUCAGGCUCAUCUUCAGGCCACUUGUUGAUGAGUUUCCUUGCUUUGGAGCUGUAUGUUAUUCUCUAAGGCAGAAGAAAAAGCUGGAUUUUACUCUUAAAGUAAUUGGUGGUGACAUGACAGCCAUUCCUGGUCUUUCUGAUGCAAUUGAGGGAACUAUCCGGGACGCUAUUGAAGACUCUAUCACAUGGCCGGUUCGAAAAGUUAUUCCCAUUUUACCUGGGGAUUAUAGUGACCUUGAACUGAAGCCUACCGGAGUAUUGGAGGUGAAACUUGUUCAAGCAAAGGAGUUAACAAAUAAAGACCUCAUUGGAAAAUCUGAUCCUUUCGCUGUACUAUAUGUACGCCCUCUACGAGAUAGAAUGAAGAAGAGCAAAAUAAUUAACAACGAUUUGAACCCAAUCUGGAACGAGCAUUUUGAGUUCAUAGUUGAAGAUCCGCUGACACAAUACUUGACGGUAAAAAUCUAUGACGAUGAAGGGAUUCAGUCAGCUGAAUUACUUGGAUGUGCUCAUAUCCGUUUGAAUGAACUUGAGCCCGGUAAAGUGAAGGAUGUCUGGUUGAAGUUGGUGAAAGAUUUGGAGAUUCAGCGAGACCAGAAAAAUAGGGGCCAGGUGCACUUGGAGCUAUUGUACUGCCCUAAUGGAAUGAACAAUGCGCUAAGUAACCCUUUUGCUCAGAAUGAGUCAAUGACUUCAUUAGAAAGAGUUCUUCAAACCGGGACAGAAGGAAAAGAAGCUAGUCCAAAUGGAAGUGAAAUCAACAAAAGAAGAGAGGUAAUAGUACGAGGGGUACUUUCUGUUACAGUGAUAUCAGCUGAUGACCUGCCCCCAGCUGAUAUAGGGGGGAAGGCUGACCCCUACGUCGUGCUGAUUAUGAAGAAAGCACAAAUCAAGAACAAAACCAGGGUCGUAAAUGAAAGUCUAAAUCCAGUCUGGAAUCAGACUUUUGACUUUGUUGUUGAGGACGGAUUACAUGAUAUGCUAAUUCUGGAAGUCUGGGACCAUGACACAUUUGGGAAGGAUUUCAUGGGAAAAUGCAUACUGACUUUAACAAGGGUUCUAAUGGAAGGUGAAUACAAAGACACAUAUGAACUAUCGGAGAGUAAAUCAGGAAAACUGAACUUGCAUCUGAAAUGGAACGCACAGUCACUAUACAGGGACUCCCAAUGAUGAACAUCAAACUUCAGUUUUAUAUUCUUGUUAGUUUUGUACAGGGAGUAAAGUUUCCUCGAUUUCCUAAUUGAUUGGGAACGACAGCAUAUAAUCAAAUAUUUUCUGUACAGUAUUUUGUUACAGCAGAAGAGAGAUACUGUAAAGCUGUGAAACUGCUAAAGAGAAACUGAAGUUGAAGCUGGACAAGAAUAAAAAGGAGUGAUUUGUCAAGUAGGAUAUAUAGAUAUUGUUAUAUUGUACUUGCUAGUACCUGGACUUCUUACUUUUGUGGCAGUGUUGCUUUUUUGGAAGUU
Lycium barbarum (goji berry) is the source of this 2519-nucleotide messenger RNA. RefSeq names its product synaptotagmin-5-like. The coding region runs from base 655 to 2223 and encodes 522 amino acids. Gene Ontology annotation, cellular component: endoplasmic reticulum. The record is from RefSeq and is a predicted model, not a curated record. Lineage: Eukaryota; Viridiplantae; Streptophyta; Magnoliopsida; Solanales; Solanaceae. The transcript has 14 exons. Gene Ontology annotation, molecular function: lipid binding.